Messenger RNA from Penicilliopsis zonata CBS 506.65, 2073 nucleotides. RefSeq lists its product as hypothetical. Gene Ontology annotation, biological process: carbohydrate metabolic process. The coding region runs from base 1 to 1611 and encodes 536 amino acids. The transcript is spliced from 6 exons. The record is from RefSeq and is a predicted model, not a curated record. Gene Ontology annotation, molecular function: hydrolase activity, hydrolyzing O-glycosyl compounds; calcium ion binding. Lineage: Eukaryota; Fungi; Ascomycota; Eurotiomycetes; Eurotiales; Aspergillaceae.
AUGCGCUUCUCUAUCCCCUGUUUCAAUUCUAAAAAGAAAAAGGAGGGAAAGAGAUGGAGGGAGAUUGAAGGACGGAUAGAGCAAGCGGAGCAUCUGGAACAGCUUCCAUCAUGGAACGCGCUGGAAGAAAACACCCUCAUGAUGCAGGCGUUUGAGUGGUAUGUCCCGGCGGAUGAGAACCACUGGCGCCGUUUACGGAAGGCACUGCCGAGCCUACAGGAUAUCGGGGUAGACUCCAUCUGGAUCCCGCCGGGGUGCAAAGCCAUGAGCCCGUCUGGCAACGGGUACGAUAUAUACGACUUGUAUGAUCUCGGUGAAUUCGACCAGAAGGGCAAUCGCGCGACCAAAUGGGGGGCCAAAGAGGAGUUGCAGGCGUUGGGAUCAGUCGCCCAGAAACUCGGCAUUGGCAUUUAUUGGGAUGCAGUCCUUAACCACAAGGCUGCUGCGGACUAUGCAGAACGGUUUUCAGCCGUCAAGGUCGAUCCGACAAAUCGGAAUAUUGAGAUCUCCCGACCAGAAGAGAUCCGGGGAUGGACUGGGUACGAGUUUCCAGGUCGCGGAGCCAGGUACAGCUCGAUGAGGUACAACUGGCAACAUUUCAACGGCGUCGAUUGGGAUGAUUCUCGAAAGACCAACGCCAUCUACAAGAUUAAAGCCCCUGGUAAAGACUGGGCCAAGGAUGUCAGCACCGAAAAUGGCAAUUACGACUACCUGAUGUUUGCGAACCUAGACUAUUCUAACCCAGAGGUUCAAGCUGACGUUCUGCAUUGGGGGAAAUGGAUUGGCACCCAGAUGCCUCUUCAUGGCAUGCGCUUGGAUGCGGUCAAACACUACUCGCUGACCUUCCAAAAAGAAUUUGUCUCCCAGAUGCGAGAAUCUUACGGUCCAGACUUUGCUUUUGUAGCAGAGUACUGGAAGGGAGAGGUAGAGCCCCUGCUCGACUAUCUCCAUCAGAUGGACCAUAAAGUGAACCUCUUUGAUGCACCGCUAGUCCAGAGAUUUUCUACCAUUUCGCAGACCCCAAGGGGUGAUCUCCGAAAGAUCUUUGACAAGUCGCUGGUCCAAUGUAAACCAGACCAUGCAGUGACAUUUGUGGCAAACCAUGAUACGCAACCGUCCCAAUCUCUCGAAGCUCCGAUCGCAGAUUUCUUCAAACCACUCGCGUACGCUCUCAUCCUCCUACGAGGUCAAGGCCAGCCAUGCAUCUUCUACGGCGAUCUGUACGGCAUCCAAGGUGGAGUGCAGAAGCCCCUGCCCCCAUCUUGCCGCGGCCAGCUGCCCAUUCUCGCCCGGGCCCGGAAGCUCUAUGCCUACGGGGAAGAGUGCAAAUACUUUGACCAGCGCAACUGCAUUGGUUUCGUCCGGUAUGGCAAUCGCCAACACCCAUCCGGGCUUGCGUGCGUGAUGAGCAACGCUGGCGCAGCGCGGAAACGCAUGUACGUCGGGAAAACGCAUAUCGGUGAAGAAUGGACAGACAUUCUGGGCUUUUGCACCGAGACUGUCGUCAUCGAUCCUCAUGGCUACGCCGUCUUCCCCGUUUCAGCGAUGAGUGUCAGUGUAUGGGUGGAUUCCAAGGCCGAGGGAAGAGAACGCUUGAAUCGUCCUUUGUGAGAUUUCCUUUCCGAUACCUGUCUGUUCUCAUGAUCUCCACUGACGGUUCGACAGCGCCAAGAAUAUAUACCGAUAUUGAGCUUGGGUAGAUGCAAUCCUAUUCUCUCUUCUAUUUACAUCCAUCCCCAGUAUAUGCUUAGUCAUACAAAGCCUAUUUUUUUCAGGCAAUUUUUCCUUCGGGGAGUUGUCCGAACGGCCCGUGCGUCUUCCCGCAAUCCCGCGUUUCCUGAUUGGCGCUUCUGAUGUUUCAGUUCGGCAAUUCUGCCGAGAGGCAAUUUUGAGCGCGAAAAUAUUGACAGCAGAAGAGACUUUCAUCGCUGAUGGGACCGAUGAUGCAGUGGCAAGCAGGUUCUGGAUCUUCGGUUAGGGAAGCACCUACCCCUACAGAAUAACAAGCCCAUGCAAUGGCAAAUCGCGGUCUGAAAACGUGGGGGUCAUCCAUUCUCGCCGUCACCUACCUGA